AUGCAGCAAAGUGCCUUGACAACGGUGGACGCCGGCAUCCUCUUACGCUCUACGGCCGAGCUGGAAAGGCUGACUCAGCCUAUCAUAGUGCCGGCAAGAUCACCCAAAGCCAGAUUUCAGAAUUGGGGAAAAUCCUUCGUGAGCACACCCGCAAGAGUGUUCGCCCCGACAACAGUGACACACUGUGCUGUGAUUGUAGAGCUGGCUCGGCGUCAAGGUGCGCAGCUUCGAGCCAUCGGACGAGCUCAUAGCCCAAGCGAUUUGCCUUUCACCACCGGUUGGGCGAUGCGCAUGGAAGGACUGAAGGGUGUCGUGGACAUCAAUCACUCGGCAUAUACCAUUACAGCCCUUGCAGGCACCUACAUCUCCGAUAUUCAUGAGGCGCUCGACUCGACUCAGCCUCGUCUGGCUAUGUGCAACGUCGGCUCGAUCUCUGAACAGACCAUCGCCGGUCUCAUCUCCACAGCAACGCAUGGUACUGGUAUCCUUUUUCCCGUCGUCUCAUCCUACGUCUCGCAGCUUACCAUCCUUUGUCCGCUACCAGAAGGAACUCAGCAUCUCACGUGCAGCCACGAGCAAAAUGCAGAACUUUUCAACGCUACCCUCUGUGGUCUUGGCUCUACCGGCCUGAUCACUUCUGUGACGCUUCGCGUACAGAACGCGUUCAACCUCAAGCAGUACUCGGAAGAGCUCACCUUUGACUCGCUCUUUGGUACCAAGACCGGCUUUCCUGCCGUGUCCAAGAGCUCCUAUGUAAAUCCUGAUGCAUCCCUCGGUAGCCUUUUGAGCAAAAACAAGCGACUGCCAGCGUGCUCGGACAAUUAUCGCCCCUCAUAUCGCUCUGCAGAUGCUGCCGAGGUCCAUCCUAUUCGGCUUGGAGCCAAUCGCGACGUUGAUCAGCUCGCGCGAGCGGAUCCAGAGGACGACCAAGAGACCAGGCAAGCUCAGCUUGCAUUGGAGCAGGUGGUGGGCUCGGCGCAGCACGUCCGACUCAUGUGGUUUCCGCAAGUCAAGCGCAUCACCCUGCUCCGUGCGAAUCGCUCCACGGAACCCGUCUCUGCCCCUCGGUCACUGACGGCGCGCGUAAAAGCAUCAUUGGUUGGCCAUCGUCUUACCGAGUUUCUGCUUUACACAUCGCGAUUCAACCGUCAAUGGCCUCAUCCGGCCGUGCGUUGGAUCCACGCUCUGACUCAUCCAGCCAUUCCAGAGUCGAACUCAUCGCGGAUGACGACACCGCCGAGAAACCAGAUCGCAGCGGCGACGGAAAGUCCAGCCACUGAGCCUGUGACAAUUGCAUCGUCCACCUCGGAUACGGCAGGCAGCCGCGAUGAACAACAACAGCUUCUCAUCCGUGACAUUGGUCAAUCGCUUGCGCACAACGGCAAUGUUGGUGGCUAUGCUGAAAGCGAACCUUCGCUCUUGUGGCUGCAGAGCAGCGUCCCAGUGGGCAGCUUGAACACAUUCCCUCCUGACUCGGCUGCACCACGUCCGCUGACGGUGGGCAACCCCGUCUGGUCAGAAGUGGGCCGGUCCGACCGGAUCUUCAACAUGGAUUGCCUCUUCCCGCAAUACACGGACGAAUGGGCGAUCCCGUUGAACCGAGCCGCUGCUGCGAUCCGAGCCAUGCGUGACUGGCUCGAUGAGGAGCAAGCUGCCUCCGAUGGCGAUCGAAUCCAUUUCCCGGUCGAGAUCCGAUUUGCCGACGCAGAUGCUAUCUGGCUCAGUCACGCACAGGGACGCAAGACGUGCUACAUAGGCAUCGUACAGUAUCGACCGUACAACCGUCCCGUUCGCUAUCGACAGCUGUUUGCCAAGUUUGAGGCGCUCAUGCGCCACUAUUCGGGUCGCCCGCACUGGGCAAAAGCGCACUCGUGCUCGCCUACCGAGCUAUCGCAGCUCUAUCCGCACUGGCAUGACUUUUUGGCGACACGACAGAGGUACGAUCCCCAAGAGGUGUUUGUGAACCCCUACGUAGCAAGACAUCUGCUGGGUCGUAUCGGCGAUGGCAAUGACACGCGUGUGUUCAAAAGUCGUUUGUAA
Molecule: messenger RNA, 2040 nt
Organism: Mycosarcoma maydis (corn smut)
Lineage: Eukaryota; Fungi; Basidiomycota; Ustilaginomycetes; Ustilaginales
Product: D-arabinono-1,4-lactone oxidase
Exons: 1
Coding region: 1-2040 (679 amino acids)
Cellular component (GO): mitochondrion; membrane
Molecular function (GO): D-arabinono-1,4-lactone oxidase activity; FAD binding
Source: RefSeq, a predicted model, not a curated record